CCCGUCCUCCAAUCGCGUGUCAUCGCAUCAUGCCGUCAGGUCCUCUUACGGCACGUGCAAACAGUACGUGCGAAGUGUGCGCCGUGAGGUUGACAUAACCUCAAAGCGUGUCAUUAUGCGUAAUCGAGCCGCGACGGGCGGCCUGAAAGUGUUUUGAGGUCGUCGCGACGGGAUCGAAUCCGCACGUCAUCGCUUCAUCGUUUGCUUAUUAAGAAAAACGGGAAGACAUGGCGAUCGCCAACGUCUUCCUGCGGAUGGACAUCGCGAGGAUCACCGGAGUCAGACAUUUAAGUACAAAACCAAAAUUUGGUUUACUUUUUGACAUUGAUGGCGUGAUAAUACGCGGAAAACAAAUCCUGCCACCAGUAAAAGAAUCUUUCAAACGGCUUCAAGGGAACAAUGGAAAAUUUCGCGUUCCCACAUUAUUUGUUACUAACAGUGGGAAUUCGCUGCGUAGUCAGAAAGCGACAGAGUUGUCAAAAUGGAUCGGCGUCGAAGUCACGGAAUCGCAAGUUGUCCUGGCUCACUCACCGUUGCAAAUGUUUGAUUAUCUACAUAACAAACAAGUUCUUAUAUCCGGUCAAGGCCCAAUAACGGAUAUAGCCCGAGAAUUGGGCUUCAAGAAAACAACAACUAUAGAAGAAGUAGUAAAAAACUUUCCAUGCUUAGAUUAUAUAAACGUAAAAAAAAGAAAUCCAAUUUGCGGUCCGGUUGAUCCAAAUUUCCCACAAAUCGAGGGAAUCUUGCUCUUGAGUGAACCAAUAAAUUGGGAAACAUCGUUGCAAUUAAUGGUAGAUCUUCUAGUUACCAAUGGAAUGCCCACAGGAUUACCUACUGUUAUUCCGUAUCCGCACAUUCCAGUGUUGGCAUGCAACAUGGAUUUGCUAUGGGCAUCGGAAGCGCCGAUUCCACGGUAUGGCCAUGGUGCUUUUUUAUUGUGUCUUGAAAACUUGUAUAAGAAAGUUACAAAUAAAGACAUGACAUACGCUGCUCUAGUCGGAAAACCUAGUGAGAUUACGUAUUAUCAUGCCAAUCAACUACUUGUUAAUCACGCCAGAAGCAUUGGUAUUGACAAUAUCGACACAAUUUAUGCUAUUGGCGACAAUAUUAACACCGACAUUUUUGGUGCAAACCUAUAUGACAAGUAUUUAUCCCGCUAUGAGUCCGGAGAAGGGACUAUGUCCCGCAGCCUAGAAAAACUCCUUGGGAAAAACAAGAAAGAUCCUAGCGCGAAGGCCUGCAUUAGUAUUUUAGUUGAAACUGGCGUACAUCAACGAGAUUCCAAAUUUAUACCUGAACAUAGUCCCAGAGAUUUCUUACCAGUUGACGAUGGUCUAUGUAAACCGGCAUUUAUCGUAAAGGAUGUCGGACAAGCUAUCAAUCUCGCGUUUAAAGAAGAGAAGUUUGAAUAAGUUAGCAUAAUAGAUAACCUUGAGAUAAUUAUAUCCUUAUAUCGUUAGAGAAAAAGAAAAGAGAGAGAGAGAGAGGAAAUGUGCAAGGUAACGUGAGUAUUAUAGCAAAUAAUCUUUUAGAAAGUGUUAGCCUUCAUUAUAGACGACGUUUCGCAGUGGAGAAACGGAAAACAGGAGAGGCUAUAAUACGUUAUGAAAGUAAUAUAUUAUUUUGCUCCUUUUUUUAUAUCUUUCUGAUUCUUUUAAACUGCCUACUUGACA
This is a messenger RNA of Trachymyrmex cornetzi, 1673 nucleotides long. Its product is annotated as cat eye syndrome critical region protein 5 homolog. Bases 228 to 1412 code for a protein of 394 amino acids. NCBI's taxonomy places the organism in Eukaryota, Metazoa, Arthropoda, Insecta, Hymenoptera, Formicidae. The transcript is spliced from 3 exons. The record is from RefSeq and is a predicted model, not a curated record. Gene Ontology annotation, cellular component: mitochondrion. Gene Ontology annotation, biological process: glycerophospholipid biosynthetic process.